Messenger RNA from Sclerotinia sclerotiorum 1980 UF-70, 510 nucleotides. RefSeq lists its product with no specific name. Bases 1 to 510 code for a protein of 169 amino acids. The transcript has 3 exons. Lineage: Eukaryota; Fungi; Ascomycota; Leotiomycetes; Helotiales; Sclerotiniaceae. The record is from RefSeq and is a predicted model, not a curated record.
AUGACAAUCUUUAAGCCAUUCGAAGGAGAUACGUUAGAAGAGUUCAAUGCUCACCAUAUUGAGAAAAAGGAUUUCUUGCUAUGCCACAACUGCGGAUGGAAUGCCGAGAAUCAGCAGUGUGACUCUUACAAAGUUAUUGUCAGAGAAGUCGUUGAAUAUCUUACACAGUUACGCAAGUUUACAUCGGAGAAAAUAGAAGCCCCAGAUGGUUCGCCGAUUAGGGAUAGAAUACUAAAUAAUGAAAAACGAAUAGAGUUCGUGACUGAUGAUGCUGAAAAAUGGUGGGCUAGUGUUGAACCUCAUCUCGAAAAUAAAUGGGAUGGAAAGCGAGUCUCGGGUCAGUGGAAGGAGAGCCUCAAGUCGAGAUACCCCGUGAAAGGACCAUGGACAUGUUAUCGGUAUUAUCGAUUGGGAACAUGGGGGGUAUCUUCCGGAAUGGUGGGAGCACGUCCAAACUCGUCGAAUAGAACUGGGAGAUUGGGGGUAUCUCCUUCAAAUGGAAAUGAAUAA